AUGAACUUCUACCACUCCUGCCAGUACGGAGUGAAGCCUAUCGCGCCUGGAAGCAAUCACUUGCUCACGUGUGCCGCUUUGAGUAUUGCAGCGAUCGACGUUCAUAUGGAGCAGGUUCGUGCCAGGAACGCUGGGGAGCAGGAGGUCUAUGAUUUCGACGCCGAGCUUCGAGCAGCGUACGACAUGUUCUGUGCCCUAGACGACCCUACGCCACCCAAGGCAAUCAAGAAGACAGCGAGCAAUGACGGGCGUCCUGGCGCAGCGGCCUCCUCCUCACGCCACUCUGAGACGAAGGUGACGCCCACAGGCUCUAGGAGGCCGUCCGAAACUGCGGAGGGACACGACCCACUGCAACCUACCUCCUCCAUCUUUGCUCUCAACAGGUCCGACGUGCCUUGCGUCUCGUCUCCCUACCACCACCCUGAAGCCCAACCAUCGGGUCCAUCCUACCGCACCAAUACCGCUAGUAACACUAAGCCCCAGUCAACCUUCGGCGCUCCAAACCUGGCACCACCACCCACCCCUGUCGCGUCCCAAGGCCAGCCCCAGACACAAAGACUGGUUCAAACCGAGGCCUCCGCGGCCCCGAAGAACAGACAGGGCCGUUCCGCACUCACCGCCGCGUCGGAGCGCGCACUGUAA
Epithele typhae is the source of this 642-nucleotide messenger RNA. RefSeq lists its product as uncharacterized. The record is from RefSeq and is a predicted model, not a curated record. The transcript is spliced from 3 exons. NCBI's taxonomy places the organism in Eukaryota, Fungi, Basidiomycota, Agaricomycetes, Polyporales, Epitheliaceae. The coding region runs from base 1 to 642 and encodes 213 amino acids.